GCUUUCUUCUAGAGGGUUUUGAGCUAGGGUUCUUCGAUCGCUGGGCUUGGCGCUGCUUCUCGGCAGCAAUGCGCUAGCCCCGGAUCGGCUCUCCGGCGCAUUGGAUUCGCGAUUUCGAGCACGAUGGUUGAGCUAAACGGAGGUCGAUACAUCGGCAAGCAUGGCCUGGAAGCACUGCACAGAUAUAAGUACAGCGGCGUGGACAAAUCUUACAUGGCCAAGUACGUGUUCCAGCCCUUCUGGUCGCGAUUUGUCAACUUGUUCCCACUCUGGAUGCCACCGAACAUGAUUACCUUGUCUGGAUUUCUUCUCGUGGUGGCAUCGGCGUUCCUGAGCUAUGUGUACUCUCCUCACAUGGACUCCCCCAGUCCCAAAUGGGUGCACUUCCUCCAUGGGCUGCUUUUGUUUCUUUACCAGACGUUUGAUGCGGUAGACGGUAAACAGGCGAGGCGAACCAAUUCUUCCAGUCCUCUUGGAGAAUUGUUUGACCAUGGCUGCGAUGCCCUCUCUUGUGCGUUCGAAACGAUGGCUUUCGGUGCUUCUGUUAUGAGUGGAUCGCAUACUCUCUGGUUCUGGGCCAUAGCAACUGUUCCUUUUUACAUGGCUACCUGGGAGCACUACUUCACAAAUACUUUGAUUCUUCCUGAAGUCAAUGGCCCCACUGAGGGUCUCAUGUUGAUCUAUCUGAUUCAUUUUUUCACAUCUCUUGUUGGCCCUGUUUGGUGGCAGCACAACUUUAGAGAAGCCAUACCGUUCCUGCGUGGUCUACCGCUACUUCCUGACAUGCCGGUGAACGUUUUUAUCAUAUGGUUAAUGCUACCAGUUGCUGUUUUGCCAACCAUUCUGUCUAACGUGAUCAAUGUCUACAAAGUUGUUCACGCGCGUAAAGGAAGCAUGCUGCGAGCAUUGGCCAUGCUGGUGCCGUUCUUUGUGCUUCUUGGAAGCAUUGUGAUAUGGGGUUGGCUGUCACCUACUGAUGUGCUUCGCACCCAGCCACAUCUCAUGCUAUUGGGUUCGGGUUUUGCGUUCGGGUACUUGGUGGGAAGGAUGAUCCUGUCGCAUCUCUGUGAUGAGCCCAAAGGACUAAAGACGGGCAUGUGCCUGUCGUUAGUUCUCCUGCCACUUGCCAUCGCCAAUGCGCUCUCAUCUAAAGUCCUUGGAGGGAAACCUUUAUUCGACGAGUUCCUUUUGCUCCUUGUCUACUGUGCAUACACAAUGGCACUGUACAUGCACUUUGCUGUUAGCGUCAUACGCGAGAUCACGGGCUCGCUAGGCAUCCACUGCUUCAGAAUUAAGCAAAAGAGAUGAGAAUGCGGAGGGGGAACUGACUCGUAGCAUUUUGAUUGAGCAGUAUCACCUACGUGACACAUCGAACCAUGUGAUGAGAAAGGGGGCAAUUUUGUUGCGAUGGCUUCUGGGAAUACUCGACAAAUAUCCCACGGGUUUUGCAAACGCUGAUUAUUUCUAAUUUUGUUUUUUCUUCUUCUUUAAUUGGAAUGAUGUUUUUCUCUGGUUUU
This is a messenger RNA of Selaginella moellendorffii, 1517 nucleotides long. RefSeq names its product choline/ethanolaminephosphotransferase 1. Gene Ontology annotation, cellular component: membrane. Lineage: Eukaryota; Viridiplantae; Streptophyta; Lycopodiopsida; Selaginellales; Selaginellaceae. The record is from RefSeq and is a predicted model, not a curated record. Gene Ontology annotation, molecular function: phosphotransferase activity, for other substituted phosphate groups. Gene Ontology annotation, biological process: phospholipid biosynthetic process. The coding region runs from base 124 to 1308 and encodes 394 amino acids. The transcript is spliced from 19 exons.